This is a messenger RNA of Aspergillus chevalieri, 1392 nucleotides long. RefSeq names its product 4-aminobutyrate transaminase. Gene Ontology annotation, biological process: GABA catabolic process. Gene Ontology annotation, molecular function: pyridoxal phosphate binding. The record is from RefSeq and is a predicted model, not a curated record. The transcript has 4 exons. Gene Ontology annotation, cellular component: mitochondrion. NCBI's taxonomy places the organism in Eukaryota, Fungi, Ascomycota, Eurotiomycetes, Eurotiales, Aspergillaceae. The coding region runs from base 1 to 1392 and encodes 463 amino acids.
AUGGCUCCUGUCUCUGAACCGGCCGCGCCCUCAAUCCGCACAGCAGUCCCGGGGCCUGCGACGCACAGCAUCAAAGAGGAACUAGAUACCGUCCUCGAUGCCCGCACUGUGCAGAUGGUUAUCGAUUAUGACAAAAGCUCUGGAAACUACAUCACCGACGUUGAUGGCAACACCUACCUUGAUGUGUAUGCGCAAAUCGCCUCUAUUCCUGUUGGAUACAACAAUCCCACUUUACUUGAGGCUGCCAGAUCCCCGGAAAUAGUGUCUGCUCUGGUCAACCGCCCGGCUGUUGGAAAUUUUCCUUCCCACCAAUGGCUCGCUCUAUUGCGCGAGGGUCUGAUGCGGGCGGCCCCUCUGGGAUGCACACAGGUGUUCCCAGCGCAGUCCGGGUCUGAGGCCAACGACCUCGCCUUCAAGGCAGCCUUCAUGGCCUACCGCCGGCAGCAACGAGCUAGUAAUCCUUGGACCGAAUAUGAGCAGGUGACAGCGAUGAAAAACCAAGCUCCGGGCUCUCCCGAUUUGGCCAUUCUCAGCUUCCGCAAUUCCUUCCAUGGCCGCAGCUUUGGCAGUCUUUCCACCACCCGCUCCAAGCCCGUCCACAAGCUUGAUAUCCCCGCUUUCAAGUGGCCCCAGGCCACAUUUCCGCAACUCAGAUAUCCCUCGGAAGACCACGUCCAAGAAAAUGCGCAGGAAGAGCAACGUUGCCUGCAAGAGGUUGAAAACAUUAUUCACUCCUGGCACUGCCCCGUGGCAGGCAUUAUUGUUGAGCCUAUUCAAAGCGAGGGAGGCGAUAACCAUGCCUCGCCAGCCUUCUUUCAGCGACUUCAGGCCAUUGCUAAAACGCAUAGAAUCAGCCUGAUUGUCGAUGAGGUUCAGACCGGCUUUGGGGCGACAGGCAAAUUUUGGGCGCAUGAAUACUGGGAGCUGUCCUCUCCCCCAGAUAUUGUGACCUUCUCCAAGAAGGCCCAGACAGCUGGUUAUUUCUUCAGUGAUGAAAAGCUCCGUCCAGACAAGGCCUAUCGGCAAUUCAACACAUGGAUGGGGGAUGCUGCACGGAUCAUCAUCUGCAAUGCCGUUAUUGACGAGAUUCUCGACAAAAAGCUGGUCGAAAAAACGGCUCAAGUUGGCGCGAGUCUCUACGACAGUCUAGUUAUCUUGGGAUCCAAAUAUCCAGACCGGAUGCAAAAUCUCCGCGGCAAGAACAGGGGCACAUAUAUUGCCUUUGAUACUCCUGACUCUGGCGUAUUGUUGAAAAAGAUGCGCGAGUUGGGUAUCAACAUCGGUAGCUGUGGCGCCCAGACCAUUCGGCUGCGUCCCAUGCUAAUUUUCGAGGAAUCUCAUAUCCCUCCUCUUUUGGCAGCUUUUGAGACUUCCUUUUCGCAGUUGGCAUAG